ACCUCAUCCCCAAUCCUUCCUGUGGAUGCAAUAUCUUCUUCCUCUCCAAGUCUCUCUCGCUCUCCCUUACCUACUCCCGAUCCCCUUCCUCCUCAGUUCGUUACACUCCCUCGAGCCUCGACCUCCCCGGCAACCUUCCUCCCCUCCCAAGUCCUUGUCUAAGAUGGUUGUGAAGUUGAUAUCUUAUCUCUACUUAUCAUUUUGAUGCAGCGCGGCAUUAAUGAAACUAGCAGAUCUGGAGUACUGUGGCACCACUAGUUACUUUAUCAAGCUGUUUCUGGAUAAGAAAUAUUCUUUGCCGUACCGUGUACUCGAUGCUGUUUUUGCCCAUUUCAUGCGGUUUCUUGACGAUGAGAGGAGCAUGCCUGUUAUAUGGCACCAGUCACUGCUCGCCUUUGUGGAAAGAUAUAAGAAUGAGUUGGAGAAGAAAGACAAGGAGCAACUCUUGCGCUUGUUAGAUAACCAGAAGCAUUAUUUGGUGACUCCAGAAAUUCGUAGGGAACUUCGGAGCAGCGCCAACAGGGGCGAAAAGCCGACCGAUAUGUCGAUAUGCUCACCUGUUUCCGUGAUCACCAAGCCGAUUGAAGAGGACAGGUGGAAUGUGCCAGAGGUGCCCAUGGAGGAGGAUUAAUGGCCGGAGAGCGCCACAGUUUGUUUGCUGUGUGGACUUCAUCGGCGCUUCAGUUUUGAUCAUAGCGUGUUUUUGCUGUGUGUACCUUCUUUUUGCUGUUGAGGAGAUAUAUAUAUAUAUAUAUAUAUAUACCCUGGUUUGUAAGAACCGCUGCUAUGGAGGUUUGAUCGAACACGUUAGAACAAAAGAGUUGAGAUUACAUUUCAAAAUGUAUUCAUGGUUCCUGAAUCUGGCACGGUGUAGAUGAAGGAAGUGAACCUUGUGUAUCAUUGGAACACAACACAAUUUUCUGACACUACGUCAAAUGUUAGGGCUGCCCUUUGUUUGGAUACACACUACAGUAAUCUUGGGUCUAAUCAAAUCUUUGUUGAGACCCUUAA
Aegilops tauschii subsp. strangulata is the source of this 1011-nucleotide messenger RNA. The record is from RefSeq and is a predicted model, not a curated record. NCBI's taxonomy places the organism in Eukaryota, Viridiplantae, Streptophyta, Magnoliopsida, Poales, Poaceae.